AUGGGCGUCGAUCUACCCGAGGACACGCCCUCCAAGAUCCGUGCGCGGGGUGCUGCGGAUUGUGCUUCGAUUCGGAGGAGACAGCAAGAGGAGACGGCCAAGGCGGAACUGGAGACGGGCCGCGACCUACACCAGCAGAUGAAGGACGAUCGGGAGCGGCGAAACGCUCACGCCAAGGGCGACACGGCGUUGCGGCGCGACCUCUUGGCCAGGCAGGCGGCCCACAAGAAGGGCACGCUUGAGAUAGAGGCGGAGCGGGAGCGUGAAUUGAAGGCGAGGGAGAAGGCCGACCAAAGGGCGAGCGACGCCCUGAAAGAGCUCCGGCGACAGGAGCUGGAGGCGGAGAAGAGAGAGGCCAGGCAGAGCAGGGCGGAGACAGUCUUGCACUCGAAGGCAGCAAAAGACUCCGAGCAGGCCCGGGAGCGAUCUCUCGCGAAGAAGGACUACGAAGCCGGUCUCGCGGAGCGUCGUCUUAAGGAGGAGGAGGCAAAGGCAGCCAGGAAAGCCGAAGCAGAAGCUCGGAAGACUGCAAUGCUCGAGGCCCGAGAUCUAAAGAUAAAAGAACGGGCACUCGCCGCGUCGUUGCUUCGGGCAGAGAUCGAGCACUCGAGGGAGAAGGCCAAGGCCAAAGAAGUAGAGGAGAAAAAAGCUGCUGAUGACCACCGCCAGGCACUGAGGGCUCGCGCGGGCCAGUACCGCCAGGAUAAGGAGUUGGCCAAGACGUCGGCGUUCGCCCGCUAGAGGGACCUGCUAUGGUUGAGGGCGAGGGCGGAGGAAGGGCGUGCCAUCACACGUUUCCCCUUUGCCGCAGUCGCGAGCGAGGUGUUGGGCAAGUGAUCCACUCGCCGUGGUCACCGCAUCGCACAGCCAAAACGCUUAGGUAGCCAAGAGAGGCACAAUGUGACCGCAAGUUUUUCGUUCGCGGAAUCCGUACGAGGGGUUGGGGUGGGUGGAGGUUGAGGGCAGGACCACACACAAGGAGCUGAUAGAACAAAGGACACACGCAAUCUGUUGGGGUUGCCGGUGUGUAGUGUUUUCGUCCCAUCCAUUCUGGGGCCAGUCUUACAUUUUGGGUAGUAUCUGACGUAUCAGCCGGGGUCACACAAGAGGAAGGUAACACGGGGACAUUGUUUGUUUGUUUUUAUAUUUUUGUCCCACCUUCCUCCUAAGUUGCCUGUCGAUUUGUUUUAAGCGAGAAGGGUUCAGCAGUCCCUUUCCUCUUGUUGUGUACACUCACGAAGAUGACGCGUUCCACCGCAGAAUUGCAAGUCGUUCACUCCCGAGAGAUAUUCGAACCACCACCUGCUGCUAGUAGGUGUACGAGGGUAAGAACUAGACCACGGGGGCGACAGGUUCGGUGUACCUGCGUUUGAUUUUCGUUCCAGCAUGUAAAGUAAUCGUGACAACGAGGUUCCACACAAUCUGCCCUCCUCAAGCAGCGAGGUUGUGUUGGUCGGCAAGCCAGUCAUUUUUGUGGGCACAGCAGUGUACAUGCAUACGUGCAUACAAAAACAAGUGUGUACGAAUCCCACGUAGUUGAUCGGGAAGGAUCGGUACGGAGUUCCGAUUCGAUGUGAGCCGUCGAGUAGCCUCAACCUGAAUGGACGCACCACCGCUGGUGGUGCGGGGGUUUGCUGGCUGAGACGCCGUUGUCUCUCACUGGCUCGUGUCCGGAAGAGACCGAACCUCUGCGCUAGUUUGUUUCAUAUUACAUACCAGUACAGUCAGUAGCUCGUUUUUUUCUUGUUUUCGUGUGUUUGUGGGGCGUGCUUGCGCAAGGACGGGUUGUGGGAUAGCCGAACUUGAUCGGGAGCACCUCCCGCGGUAGUCGCUCGUACGGGUACGGUGUGAUUGCGGACUAAAUAGUAGACGGCAAUGCAUUUGUGCGCUAUGUUGAGAACCGUUUUGUACCAACGGGUUUUUCCUGUGUUCAUGCCCCUUUGGGGGGGCGGGUCUUUCGAGCAGUAGCCUUCGCGAUGUUGUUUCAGUAUGUAGGGCGUGCGGGGUGGGAUUAGGGUAAGGGAUAGGUAUACGAAGCCCUCGUCUCUAUCAACUUGGAAGUAGAUUGGUAAAAACAUCCGCGGAGGCGGUCCCUUUCGAGGUAGGCAUGCGUGGCAUGUUUCAAUGAUAAAACAAUGGCGCCGGAGGCGGGGGAGCGGGGGGGGGGGCGGGCGACACAAUGACUUUAUGUUUGUGACAGAUUGUCAAUCAGAGGGAGUGGCUUCGAGCGAGGUUGUAUGCGUCGAGGUCGGUCGCGUGCUUCUUCGUGCCUUCUUUGCUCGUGUAUCUGUCAUUUUUUAAUUUUUGGGCGGGCUUUAUUUUUCGUGUAGAUUCGCUCGUUUUUGUCGCCAGCCCUCUCCUCCUCCCUCGGUCCGGGGUGUGUGAAUAGGUUUGGUUUCGUGUAGCACAUGCAGUAGAAGCGCAACGAAUCACGGUGGCGCACAUACGACGGGGCGGAUACGCGUGCUACUGGUUGGUGCUGUCAUGCUGUGUGAUUCUGGUGAAGUAGAAGAAUCAUUCUACUGUUGUAGCGCCAAGUCACCAACAGCAAGUUUACGCAUAAGUGUGGUGUUCUGUUGAUUGUAUCAACGAGUGUAUUGUGCGAUAGUGUGCGUUGUGGGUAAUCGUGAUGAUAGGGAAACAAGUAGCAAUAAUCGUCAGGGGUGUCAACUUUCCCAGUAAACUCUUAAAACAAGCAGCACAUAGCGUGCGUGAACAC
Messenger RNA from Ectocarpus siliculosus, 2719 nucleotides. Lineage: Eukaryota; Phaeophyceae; Ectocarpales; Ectocarpaceae. The record is from the annotation of a GenBank genome assembly.